Messenger RNA from Amoebophrya sp. A120, 5024 nucleotides. The record is from the annotation of a GenBank genome assembly. Lineage: Eukaryota; Dinophyceae; Syndiniales; Amoebophryaceae.
AUUUCCUGGUAGCUCCUGUAGGUCAGUCUCGGCGUGAAGCACCAAUGCUUGUAAGUAUCGCAUUUCAACAUCCCCGUCUGUGUUAAGAGCGUGAUCCGAUCAAGAUCCAUAUUUCCUGCUCCGCGUUCAUCGGUCCCCCUUCGGAAAAAUGCAGAUCCCGAGUUCAUUUUUACGAAUCAAUGUUCUGCUUCUGUGUCGUUUUUUGUCCCCGCUCCUGCGCCUCCACUUUCUUGCCACUCAAGUGGCGCAGCCACCAGUGCUGCAACCCGUUCUGGCUGCUGCAGGUCUGCCCAAUGUGCAGCAAAGGACCAAAGUCCUGCGCGACCCUCCGUCCUUCUUGCGCAUCCCGCGGCCCAGUUCGGAAGUCCGAUUUCAGUCCUAUCUGCCACUAGAGGACACGGAAGAUCUGAAGCGCUACCAAUGUACUCUCGAGGCGGAGUUGGUAUAUCAAAUGUAAAAGUGUCUGGGUCUGAAGCAUGCAAUAAUCUGUGUUGCAUGAUUACCAAAAGUCGUCCAGUUUUGACCAAGUCGCGAGGGAGUUUCUCAUGCAGGAUAGGCAUGAGAGAGAUCGCACAGAAUCUGUCAUGCUAGGUCCUGCAUUCCAGACCUCAUGGGUCAUGGAAAAGCUGCAUGACAAAUCGCGCAUUCUUCCAGACGACCCAGACAUUUUUACAUUUGAUAUGGUAAGAAGACGGGCGACGUUCAAUGAAACUGGCGGACCUAGUACAAGUGAAGACGGUACUAGUUCUCUUUCGGCAGCGCUCCGACCAGGUUCUAUUGAAUACAACACAGGCUACUGUCGCACGCAAGUCGGCAUCUCGCUCGGCAGCUGGCCGCUGCGGUCGGAAAACAGUGCGAUCAGCAUUGCCUCGACGACGGCGCCCAGAAAGAUCGACUGGCUGGUGGAGGAGGAGGAGGAAAUCCGCAGACGGAACAAGGAGGCCAGACUGACUGCUGAGGAGAAGGAAGAGGUAAAGAUUCUAGGCGUGCCGGCAAAUAGAGCGCAAGCGGAGCGGGCCAAUGUUGAGGGGCAAAAGAGAAUCGGUGCGCGCGAUCAGCAAGGAGAGCUCGCCGUAGACACUGGCCAAGAACUUCUCAGUACGGAAGCAGCGCUGCUGGACGAGUUCGGUGCCGACAUUCUCCACGGCGUUCGGGCUGCGACGUCCCCGAAGCUGCAUUUCGACCUGCUGAAGCACUUCAGAUUUUCGCGCAAGCGAAACGAGACGGCGCUGGAGCUGGGCUGCGCGUAUCAAAUGUAAAAAUGUCUGGGUCUGGAAGAAUGCAAGAUUUGUGAUGCAGGUUUUCCAUGACCCAUGAGCUCUGGAUUGCGAGACCCAGCAUGACAGAUUCUUUGAGGUCUCUAGCAUGCCUUUCCUGCAUGAGAAACUCCCUCUCAACUUGGUCAAAAGCGGACAGCUUUUGGCACUCACGCAACACAGAUUUUUGCAUCAUUUAGAUUCAGCAUGACAAGUUCAAAUCUUCCAGACCCAGACAUUUUUGCAUUUGAUAGCGCGAACGGGUUUACCACGCGGAUUCUGUAUCAAAAUGAAAAAUCCCCCCUCCCCAUGUCAAAACGGAAAUUUGUGAUGCUGAUUUGUGGCCACAAAUCAGCUUUGUAUUGCAGAGAGGCAUGGCGGCCAGAUCCCCAGGCUAGGUAGGGGCGUAUGGGUCUAGUUGUUCAGCAUGGCAAACGGUUCCCCUUUAUGCCCAACAGCAUGGCAAACAGCUUCCAUAAUGUGGCGGAAACUUCUGCCCUUGUCUUCUUGAAAGACAGAUGUGAUUUGUGACCUCAAAUCCGCAACACAAAUUUUUGGAAGCAUAUCUUUGCAAUAUGGGGAGGGGGGAUUUUUCCUCUCAAUAUUCUGGUCCGGCUGUUCAAACAGGUGAUUUGCCUGGAGAAGCGCCCGGGAUUCACGCGACGGCUGAUUCCCAACUACCCCAACCUGAUAAAACUCAAUUACGACCUGUACCAGGAACACUGGGCGUACUCGCUGCAGGGCACGCCGGUCCACUUCGUGUUCAUCGACGCGCUGCACGAUUUUUCCGCGGUGCUGUUCGAUCUGAAGGCGGUGCUGGGAAAAAUUUCCUGCUGCAUCCACACCAUCGGUUUCCACGACUUUUACUUCCCUGGGGUCAUGAACGCGAUCGAGAAGACCGGCCUGGUCAAGUACUUCGGGAAGCGGUGGAAGCACCUCGGGGCCGGGUUUCCCAACAGCUGGCGCCCGAGCAGAAACCAUCACGGGCUGAGCCUGAAGUUGCCGGACAGUAUGAAAGAAAAGAGCGAACAGCAACAGAUAGAGAUACACAGCAACAAGCACUUUUUGGACCACAUGCUGGACCCGUAUUCGGCGCAGUGCCCCGCGGAGGGCAGCUUCUCAGAAGGAUCAACAGAGUCUUCAACAUCUGUCGGUCGUUCAACAUCUUCUGCUGUUAUUUCAAGCCCAGUGAUGGAGAUGAAAAGUCUAAAUCACGAGCGAACUACUACGCGAUCAUCUAGCUCGACGUACACGCCGUGGGUGCACCGCAAGCACAGGCCCGCCACGUACUCUCCGAAGUUCACGUUCUACCCUACGCACCCCGAGGGGCUGCUGGUGGAGCUGAAGGACAAAUUUGUCACCAGCCCGGGGCUCGUGCAGGCAGGACUCACGGACCUGGAUGAGGUAGAGAAAAAAUUCAGCGCAAAGUGGGCCUGCAACUGGCUGGACCAGAAUAAUGACGGGAAGUUCCCGGAUAUUGAUAGGGAAGCUGUGGAGGAGAGCUCAGCACGACAAUCCGAGCGGGACGACCAGAAACUGCCUUCGCCAAUCCAGGACUUGCUCCACUACUGCCCGGACAAGGAGACGUUUCUGAAAACCACCGGAAAAGUGGAGGUGGUCGACCCGGAGACGAACGAGAUAGAGCUCGUGAAACGGGGUAACAGCGACACUUCGCCCGACGACCCGGCGCCGAUUUUACUGCGGGACGACGUCGUCUACUACUACCACAAGCGAAGCUACGCGCAAAACCUGCCGGGGCCGAAGGCGACCAGUACCAUUGACACCAUGGUGCACGACCUGGAGCUGAAGGUCGCCGCUAAGAACCGGCGGGUUGAGGAGGAGCAGCAAGUCGUUCUGGAGCGGAAGGUGCGGCCCUACUUCAAGAAUCAGCUGAAAAUCGACCUGCUGAACCACGGGGUGUACGCGAUCCAGGACCUGGGGUGGCAGAUGAACAAGGCCCGGUACCUAUCCUGUGUAAAAACGUCCCCACCCCAGAGUCAAGAUGGGAUGAAAUCUGCUAGACAAAUCGGCCGGCUUUGGUUGUUUCGCAUGACAAAUUUGUCCUUGUAAUGUAAUCCUGUUUGGCUAGUUGCGAAGCAUCACAGAUCUAGCACGCCAUGCUGAUUCUAGCGUUACAGAUUCCAAAACACGCCUAGGCAAUGGCUCCCAUGGGGCUCCGCAUGAGAGAAUUGUUUGGCAUGCAGAUUUACAUGACAACUCAAACUCUGGGGUUUUACCCAAGAUAGUACCUACACCAGCACUUGUACCCGCAGCUGCCGAAGAACAUGCGGGAGUCUCUUCCCCACGUGUUUGAGGGCGGGGAGCCGGGGUCGGUGCUGCGGGUCUUUGGCUUUCUGCAGUUUCUAUCAACUGCAAAAGUGUCUGGGUCUGGAAGAAUGCAUGUUUGUCAUGCUUGUCUGGCAUGACUCUUAAAUCUGUCAUGCGCGUUACCCAAGAGCUCCAUUUUUCUGUGAUGCAGAAACGCAGUUUGUCAUGGUGCAGAAUAAGCAACACCUAGAAGCUCAGAAACUUGUCACGCUGAGCCAGCACUUGUGGCCUCAACAUGAGACGCCACCCAGCAUCACAAGUUUCCAGACCCAGACAUUUUUACAUUUGAUAGCUUCUCCCCGACAACGCGUUCAAGCUGGUGAGUGGCAACGAACACCUGACCUGGACCAACGCCCGGCUGCUGCGGGCGCUGUUCGAGGGCGGGCAGGUGAACGCGGAGAUGGCGAAGAAGGCAAGCGACAUACUGUUGAAAGACCAGGAUUCGGUUUUCCUGGACGAGGGGCCGUUUGGAAAGGGAUCAUCCGCGGGUGCUGAAGUAGAUGGCGGGAGUUCCACAUCUGCAACUAAGACGAGACCCACCCCUCGACUCGUAGUUGCCAGGGAAUCCCUCGGGUUUCCCAACACGGACAACUCGGAACUUGUCAACACCGACCCGGAAGACAACAGCAACAACCCGCACCUCUUCGACGACCGCGUUCCUGUCGACGUGAUCAGAAAUAACAUGGAGCACAUCCUCGACGAUCCGCUCGAGCCGAACCGCGACCAGGGGGUAUUUCUAGAUCCGGCCAUCGCCGAAGAGGCGCAGCGGAAGGAUGAGGCCAUUGCUGCCGCCACCGCGAGUGACUACCGGAGCACAAAGCAGUACCUGGGCAAAGCCAUGAAGGUCGUGUCGGGCAUCUACAAGCAGUCGGACUACGACAGCAACAUCGUCUAUCUCUUUUUCCGCGUUGGUAAGACGGUGCUGCCCCCCAAGCCGUACGCCACCGCGGCAAACCAGCCGUCGAUCCUCGUGGGGAACGGCACCGCUUGGGUGCUGCAAUUCACCGCAAGCCGAUCGAGGUUCACGGUGCUCGACAUUUUUUCUAUGGGGGAGGAUUGGGUCGUGGGCCCGGAGCGGGACCCGACGGGCGGGUCGCAAUUCAGCAGCAUAAACUACGUCGGGUUCGCGUACCAGCAGCUCUUCCGCCUCGUCACGCAGGCAAAUGAUGAGUUCGCGGACGAGGGGCCCGCGGGGUAUUGACACAGCACUCUUUUCGGUUUGGAGAAGGUACUUAUUACUCCGCUGCGUUGUGAAUGUGAUGUUCAUUUCUCGUGGCCGCACCUCAGGACGCAGGCGCAGCGGUAGCAGCCAACCAAUUGUGAAAACCGACACGACAUCAUGAUCCGUUUGUCCUCGGGAGGUGGUCACCUUCAUAGCAAUUCAUGCACGACCGGCGAAAGCACUAGAAAAUCACUCCGUGCAGUGAAAAUAAAACCCAG